This is a messenger RNA of Trichoderma reesei QM6a, 2283 nucleotides long. RefSeq lists its product as uncharacterized. NCBI's taxonomy places the organism in Eukaryota, Fungi, Ascomycota, Sordariomycetes, Hypocreales, Hypocreaceae. The record is from RefSeq and is a predicted model, not a curated record. Gene Ontology annotation, molecular function: indole-3-glycerol-phosphate synthase activity; phosphoribosylanthranilate isomerase activity; anthranilate synthase activity. Gene Ontology annotation, biological process: L-tryptophan biosynthetic process. The transcript has 2 exons. Gene Ontology annotation, cellular component: cytosol. The coding region runs from base 1 to 2283 and encodes 760 amino acids.
AUGUCGUCUUCCGGUAUCAUCGACCACUCGCCUUACCAGCCGGAUCCGUCUCCUCCAGUUGCGACGGCCUCCAACCUCGUCCUCAUUGACAACUACGACUCCUUCACCUGGAACAUUUACCAGUACCUCGUGCUUGAGGGUGCCACCGUCCAUGUCUUCAGAAACGACAAGAUCACUGUCGAGGAGCUGAUCAAGCACAACCCGACGCAGCUCAUCAUCAGCCCCGGCCCUGGCCACCCCCAGACCGAUUCCGGCGUCAGCCGGGACGCAAUCCGGCACUUUGCGGGCAAGAUUCCCGUCUUGGGAGUCUGCAUGGGCCUGCAAUGCAUAUUCGACAUCUAUGGCGGCGAUGUCUCCUCUGCCGGUGAAUGGCUGCAUGGCAAGACGUCUCCCUUGACCCACGAUGCCAAGGGAGUCUUUGCCGGCUUGCCGCAAGGCCUUCCGGUGACUCGAUACCACUCUCUUGCCGGCACUCACCUUACUCUGCCCGAGUGUCUGGAGGUUUCGUCUUGGAUCGCCAAGCCCGAUGGCUCGGCUGGCAUCAUCCAGGGAGUUCGCCACAAGAAGUAUGUGGUCGAGGGCGUGCAGUUCCACCCGGAGAGUAUCCUUACUGCAGAAGGUCGUGUGAUGAUUAGGAACUUCUUGCACAUGCAGGGCGGCACCUGGGAGGAAAACGAAAGGCUUCAAAAGGCCGCUUCAAAGGCCUCCAGCUCUUCUGCGCCUAAGCCGCAAAAGAACAACAUUCUUCAGACCAUCUACGCCAACCGAAAAGCUGCCGUCGCCAAGCAAAAGGAGAUUCCGUCGCAGCGGAUGAGCGACCUUCAAGCCGCAUACGAUCUGAACGGCGCUCCCCCCUUGGUACCGUUUGUCAACCGGUUGAAGCAGUCGCCUUUUGACGUGGCUCUCAUGGCGGAGAUCAAGCGCGGUUCUCCCUCCAAGGGCGUAUUCGCUUUAGAAGUUCAGGCUCCCGUCCAGGCCCGCAAGUAUGCACUUGCCGGUGCGAGUGUGAUUUCCGUCUUGACAGAGCCUGAGUGGUUCAAGGGAAGCAUCGAAGAUUUGAGAGCUGUCCGCCAGGUGCUGGAUGGUAUGCCCAACAGACCUGCGAUCCUGCGGAAAGAGUUCAUCUUUGAGGAGUACCAGAUCCUGGAGGCGAGGUUAGCCGGAGCGGAUACAGUGCUGCUGAUUGUCAAGAUGCUUGAAGUCGAGCUGCUGGAGCGCUUGUACAAGUACUCAUUAUCCCUGGGAAUGGAGCCUCUGGUGGAAGUUCAGAACGCAGACGAGAUGACGACAGCCGUCAAGCUCGGCGCCAAGGUCAUUGGCGUCAACAACAGAAACCUCGAGACCUUUGAGGUCGACAUCAAUACCACGGGGCGUCUGCGAAGUAUGGUGUCUGAUUCGACCAUCAUCUGCGCAUUGAGCGGCAUCAACAAGCACCAGGACGUCCUCGACUGCAAGAGAGAUGGCAUCAACGCCGUCCUUGUCGGCGAGGCCAUCAUGAAGGCACCAGAUGCGACGACCUUUAUCAGCGAACUGUGCUCCGGAAGCAAGCCGGCGCCGAAGAACAACACGCCUGAGAAAUUGCACGUCAAGAUUUGUGGCAUCCGAAGCGUCGAGGCUGCGCUGGAAGCGGUCGAGGCCGGCGCUGACUUUAUCGGCGUCAACCUGGUGCCCGGAGCGAGGCGGGCCGCUUCCCACGAGGUUGCCCUAGCCAUCUCAGACGCCGUUCAUUCGUACACCAAGCCUUCAGGAACCUCUGCCAAGCUAGAGAUUCCCUCUUCAGGCGCUACGGAUUUCUUUGAGCUCACAACAAAGAAUCUCAAGACCCCUAGGACACAGGUAGUGGGUAUUUUUCAGAACCAACCCCUGAGCGAGGUUUUGGAGAAGCAGAGGCUAUAUAACCUCGACAUCGUCCAGCUCCACGGCGAAGAGCCUAUCGAGUGGGCCAAGGCAAUCCCCGUGCCCGUCAUCCGCUGCUUCAAGCCCAACAACCCUGCCGUCGGUAUCCGCGGAUAUCAUGUUGUCCCGCUGCUGGACUCUGGAGCGGGUUCCGGCAAGCUAUUGGACGUUUCAAGCGUAAAGGAGCUCCUUCAAAAGGAUCCAGAACUCAGGAUCUUCCUGGCUGGAGGCCUCAACCCCGACAACGUUGCCGAAGCGGUCAAUGCCCUGGGAGAGUAUAGCAGCCAGGUAGUUGGAGUGGACGUGAGCAGUGGUGUUGAGGAGGAUGGCAAGCAGAGCUUGGCCAAGAUUGCUGCCUUUGUCAAGGCUAGCAAGGCGAUCAGGUAG